CGGGAACAAACGGCGGGCGCGGGCACCCUGUUCCCUCUCUCUCCCCUCUCCAAUCCUACGGAGAAUGGGAGCGAGCCAUUUUCCCUCCUGUUUACAACCAAGAACCAAAACUUCCCCCAAACUUGUUUGGGGAUCUUUUCCCCGCAUUUCUGGGCCUCCUGCCAGAUUCCGUCAGCUGUUGAUCUGGAGAAUCGCAGCUUCCUGAUUUGAGAUCCGCAGCAGCACAGGAUAGAUUAGAUCAAAAAUCGAGGGUUCUUGCUACCAAUCUGCACGUGCAUAGGCAAGUGGGGGGGAAACCUGUUACUAGGCUGAGAGCAUCGUGAUUAUUGCAGAAAUUUGGCUCAUCGGCGAAGUUCCGUUGAAUUCCAUCUUAUGGAACCCGACGUUGGCAUGAGUAACCAAUGUUGCAGGAUUGAUGUUUCCUCAUUUACAAUCUGGUGUGAUCUGAGAAUAUUUGUGCCGCACUAAUGGGAGGUUCACAGGACAGGCUGGGCAUUUGAGCAACCUACAUGCAAAUUACCGGUGCCCUGAUCUUUCAUGGCUGCGAAAGCUCGUGCGAGGCCGCGAUACUCUUGGCGGCGAUUCUGGUUGGUGCUGUGCCAUGCCUUGAGCGAGUGCUUCCUCAUCGUAAUGCUGCUUGUGGUCGCCGUGGUGUCGUAUACCGCGACGAGGUUCGCGCGCAUCUGCAGGAUCCGCUCACCGUGCAUGCUGUGCUCAAGAUUGGACAAGGUUCUGCAUGACAAGGCCUGGUUCUCGGAGGAGCUGGUUUGUGCAGCACACAGGGUGGAAAUCGCGCGUUUAUCGUAUUGCCAGAUUCACAGCAAGCUCGCACAUUCUGAUGAUCUAUGUGGAAAGUGCUUGCUUUCAUGCUCUGGACCAGUUGGUAAACCAGGUAACCCAACAAACAUGAGCAUUAAGGAGAAGGCGGGGCACACACAACGAUGUUCUUGUUGUUCGGAGCCAUUCACGAAGAGAGACAACGCGCACAAGUUAUUUGAGGAGGUGAGUGGCAGGCCUCAGAAUGAUGGCAUGAGCAAAGUGAAGGAGAGAAGCAUGGCCACGGCAAGCGUUGGGCAUUCUUCGGAUGAGGAUUUUGAUCAAUUGCCUUACGGAGGUUACAGAAAGCUACAUGACUCUCAAUCAGAGAUUCAUGUCUCAGAUGAUGAUGUUGGCAGCGAUGCAAAGCCUUAUGAAGCUAAACGUCGAACCAGAGAUCUUGACGAGCACUCGAAGGCUGUGCCUGGGCAAGUUCGUCAGGAGCUUCCGAAACAGAAAACUUUUCUGGUUGGUACUGAGGAGGUCGGCGAUUUAGAGGGUGUUUCACGAAGCCCUGACCAGGAAGCUUCUGCAUCUAACGGGGCCCGCUCAACUACAAACCAUUAUGUCAACCGCAACAGUAGCAUGAAGAAUGCUCCUGGUGGUAGAGGCAAUCUUAGAUCUCCUCGAUGGUCUGAAGUAAUCUCCGCUAAGGAAACCAAUUCAACAACACAUGAAGAAGUGAAGACAUUCAUGUCCCAGUUGUCUUCUGCACGAGGCCUCGAUGGUCCUUGGAGUGAGGUGGCUGCUAGCCCCAGAAUCAGCAUACAGAUUGAUGAGUACAGUCAAUCUGAUGCCACUGAUGGCAGACAAUUCCUUGAUCUGGAACCAUCUGAUGGCCAUGUUCCAACUGAAGCUGAAGGUGAGAUCUCCCUUGAGUCCCUGAAGAAGCAAUGUGAGCUUAACAAGAAAAAACUAAGCAUCCUUUAUAAAGAGCUCGAGGCAGAACGGAGUGCUUCGUCUGUCGCAGCAAGUGAAGCGAUGGCCAUGAUCAAUAGGUUGCAAGUGGAAAAGGCUGCAAUGCACAUGGAGGCGCUGCAGUAUCUCCGGAUGAUGGAAGAGCAGGCUGAUCAUGACCAAGAAGAAAUUGGAAAGCUAAAUGACUUGCUUACAGAAAGAGAGAAAGAAUUGCUUGACCUGGAAGCUGAACUCGAAAGUUAUGAGAGCAGGUUCCGCAUGGAACCAUUUGAUCUCGGAAAAUUUGACGCUAUUGAUGGAGAUAUGGCACUCAGAGUCUUGGAUAACUCAGAUUUUGUGAGGAAUACCAUCUUUGGUUUUGAAGAUGAGAAGGCCAAAAUUUUGGAAUCCUUGAGCAGAUUAGAGGAAACACUUGGCAUGCCUUACACAAAUAGAUUUGAUUUGGGUGGCACAACUGAUAGCCUACAGAGUGGGUCACUGAAAGAUCAUCCAAGUGAUUGGCCUGGCCAAAGUGUAGAAAACUCAGAAUUGGCAUGUCGGAGUUCACUAUUGCCUCAGGAGCACUUGAACGAGGAACCACACUUGAACGAUGACUCACUGAGAGAUCAUCCAAGUGAUGGGCCUGGCCAACAUGCAGAAAACUCAGAACUGGAAUGUCGGAGUUCACUAAUGCCUAAGGAAGACUUGAACAAUGAAUCACUGAGAGAUCAUCCAAGUGAUGGGCCUGGCCAACAUGCAGAAAACUCAGAAUUGGAAUGUCGGAGUUCACUAAUGCCUCAGGAAGACUUGAACGAUGAAUCACUGAGAGAUCACCCAAGUGAUGGGCCUGGCCAAUAUGUAGAAAACCCAGAAUCAGAAUGCCAAAGUUCACCAUUGCCUCAGGAAGACUUGAAAGAUGAAUCAGUCUCUUUACAACGAAAUGAUGAAAAUCAAUCUGCUGAGAAUCAAAAAUAUGUUGGCCCAUGUUCGCGCUCAGAUGACGAUAAAAUUAGUUCCAUGGAAAGCAUUAAACAAGAAAUUUUGCUCUUGAAUAGUAGAUUCAUGGCACUUGAAGCAGAUCAGAAGUUUCUCAAGCAGAUAUUGAGUUCUCUUAAAUGUAGUAGUGAUGCAGAACAAUAUGUGCAGGAGAUAACUAGUCAUUUGAGGGAGCUCCGAAGAAUUGCUACCGAGCAGAGAGAUAGGACAGCUCUAUGAGCUCAAAAUUGUUCAGCAUUCAGAAGGUAAUAAUAGGCCAUAGUUGUAGCCCAUCUGUUGGCAAUGAGUUUGAGAACAUGCUGUGGAAAAACAAAAUAUGUAGUAUAGCUUAUAGGAUGUGUAUCAGGAUAGGUUGAUGUUCAGCAGACCUUAUGCAUUGUAUGAGGUCCACCAAAUGUACUGCAAAUAUCUUUUGAAAUUAUUAGCCUUAGGUUGAUUCUUC
Triticum aestivum (bread wheat) is the source of this 3151-nucleotide messenger RNA. RefSeq names its product probable myosin-binding protein 4. The transcript is spliced from 3 exons. Gene Ontology annotation, molecular function: myosin binding. Bases 538 to 2928 code for a protein of 796 amino acids. The record is from RefSeq and is a predicted model, not a curated record. NCBI's taxonomy places the organism in Eukaryota, Viridiplantae, Streptophyta, Magnoliopsida, Poales, Poaceae.